CGCAGCGCCUCCCAGGCGCGCGGGGGCGCUGUGAGUCUCUGCGGGUCGUGGCGACGCUCUUUCUCCGCCUCCUUAUUGGUUGGACGGAGGCUCUCGGGACGGCGGCGGGAAGAUGGCGACCCUCGGGGACAGGCUGGGUGCCGGGGAGGCGGAGGGGAGCGCGAGCAGCCCGGGCAGCUCGGGAGUGGAGGUGGUGCUUUCCUCCGACCCCGCCAGCCCCGCCCCGCGGUGCCCUCACGGUCCCACGCUGUUGUUUGUAAAGGUGAGCCAAGGGAAGGAAGACACGCGGAGGUUUUAUGCCUGCUCGGCCUGUCGAGAUAGAAAAGAUUGUAAUUUUUUUCAAUGGGAAGAUGAAAAGUUGUCAGGUGCUAGACUUGCUGCCCGAGAAGCUCAUAACCGAAGAUGCCAGCCUCCUCUCUCCCGAAUGCAGUGUGUGCAAAGGUAUUUGAAGUUCAUUGAGUUGCCGUUGUCUCAGAGAAAGUUUUGUCAAAGAUGUCAGCAGUUGCUCCUGCCAGAUGACUGGGAGAAGCAUCGUGAGCACCAGGUCAUGGGUGAUAUUUCUGCCACCCAGUUAAAAAGGCCCAGUCAGCUCCUUUCUCCCUUGGAAAACAAGAAGACAAACGCGCAGUAUUUGUUUGCUGAUAGGAGCUGUCAGUUCUUGAUAGACCUACUUUCUACCCUUGGGUUCAGAAGAGUGCUGUGUGUUGGAACACCAAGGUUGCAUGAGCUGAUCAGGUUGAAAGCAUCAGGUGACAAGAAGCCUAACAUUAAAAGCCUUUUAUUGGAUAUUGAUUUUCGGUAUUCGCAGUUUUAUAUGGAAGAUAGCUUUUGCCAUUAUAACAUGUUUAACCAUCACUUCUUUGAUGGAGAGGCUGCCCUUGAAGUAUGCAGAACAUUUUUACAGGAAGAUAAAGGUGAAGGAGUCAUUAUGGUGACAGACCCUCCUUUUGGUGGCUUGGUUGAACCUCUGGCUGUUACAUUCAAGAAGCUAAUUGCUAUGUGGAAGAAAGGUCAAAGUCAAGAUAACAAUCACAAAGAACUACCCAUUUUCUGGAUUUUCCCCUAUUUUUUUGAAUCCCGAAUUUGUCAGUUUUUUCCAAGCUUCCACAUGCUGGACUACCAGGUAGAUUAUGAUAAUCAUGCACUUUAUAAACAUGGAAAGACAGGUCGGAAACAGUCUCCUGUGCGUAUUUUCACCAAUAUUCCACCCAACAAAAUAAUUCUUCCUGUAGAAGAAGGGUAUAGGUUUUGCCCUCUGUGUCAACGAUACGUUUCUCUAGAGAAUCAACACUGUGAGCACUGUAAUUCGUGCACAUCCAAGGAUGGCAGGAAAUGGAACCAUUGCUUUCUCUGCAAAAAGUGUGUAAAGCCUUCCUGGAUCCACUGUAGCAUUUGUAAUCACUGUGCUCUUCCCGGUCAUUCUUGCGAGGGCCCUAGAGACGGCUGCUUCAUAUGCGGUGAAUUAGAUCACAAACGUAGUACCUGUCCUAACAUCUCUGCAGCUACAAGAGUUAGCAAAGCUGUCAGAAAGCAGAAGCAGAGAAAAAGUAAUAAGAUGAAAAUGGAGACCACUAAAGGACAAGCAAUGAAUCAUACAUCUGUUACAAGGAAGAAGAAAAGGAGAGAAAGAGCCCAUCAAUAUCUUUGCUCUUAAAUGUCCAGUGACUUGAGAAUAAGAAAGAUUUAUAGUCCAACCUUUGAUGCCAUUUUCUGAAAGUGCCAUGCUGGACUUAAAUUCCGUCACUUUCAAAGGUGUGCACCGUUCUAAGCGAGAUAAUAGGCAGGUGGUAUUUGCUGGUUUAUAGACCCGCAGCAGUGUCUCUGGAGACCUGGUAAGUUGUUCCAUCCUUAGCUGGUUUACCAGCUCUGUCUCUCGGUGUCUUUUUUCUCUCUUUAACUCCCUUCCAAUCAUAUUAUUUUAGCCUCUUUUAUCUGAAAAGUAUGUAUACAGCAUUCUUUUGCAGAAUCAGAAGAAAAUGAAAAUCUGAGGUUUUGUUUACUACAUUACAUAAGAAUAUGUUAAGAUAAAUGUUUUAAAUUAAUGUUAACAUAUUGUACAAUGGCUUAAACCCCACUUGUAAAGAGAAGUACAAUUUUUUUCAGACAGAAUCUGAAAAUGAUGGAAAGAAUUUUGACAAAGGAAGUGUAAAGAUACAAAGAUUAUAAUUAUGGUUACAUUAUUAUUAAAUAUUUAUUUUUAAGUACUUUUUGCAAUUGUCUUUGAUGGAAUAGAAGCACCUAAAUGUUUGUUGAAUGAAUGAGGUAUUUAGAAUUAGGACUUGCUCCAUCAUCUCGUCUUUUAACCUAAGCAGUAAGUUUCUCUCUUUAUAAAAGGAAUGCAGAAGGCAGAAUAGUUUGGUGAUUCAAUCUCCUUAUUCCUUUUUUGAUUAACACUUCCUGGCAUUAUAUCCUUGGCCAGGUUAUUCACUAUUUAUUUUUAUUUAUAUAUUUACAUAUUUAUUUCCCUUCAAGAUAGAUAUUAUUAAUAUCCACUUUUUACAGUUGAGGACAUUGAUUCUUGGGUAUUUAAAGUAACAGUCUCAUACUUUGGAAAGUUGGUAAAAGUAGUUGACUUCAGACAUAAACAUGAGAAUCUACCUCCAGAGAUUUUGCAGUUUACAUUCAGUGAUGUAAAGAAAUUAGAUGAAAAAUAGGACUGAUCCUUAGCAAGAAAAAGAGACACCGUUACUAGGUCUUGGGAGAAAUUUGAGACAAACUUCUGGGAAGUCUUGCAUGAGUGGAUAGGCUGACACUCUAUCUACUGAGCCAAGCUGGCUAGGGCCAUUUAUGCUUUUUUUGAGGUGCUUAGCUCAUGCCUUGUAUUAGAACACGUUAUGUACUUGUUUUCCUUGUACUUUUAGCUCAUGGGUGGCAGGGGCCUGUGGGCAUCACUUGUCCUGUGCAUAUGGCGAUGUCAGGCACAGCUGACUGCGGCACGUGUGAUCUCUGUUCCUCCCUACAACCUUGGGAAGCAUACGGCCAGGCUAACACAUUCUUCACCCUUCAACUGGUAGCUGCUCAUAAAUACAUAUUGAGUGACUAGGAAUGCCAUUUAAUAUGCUGCUUUAUGCCUCAGAACCCUAACUGCUACACGAGUAAGAAGCUAAUAUGCUCAGAGCUGCGUAGGUAAGGAACGCUUGCACAAAAUGCAAAGGAAAAAUCCAAUUUCACUGAUUUGGUACAGUUUUAAUUAGAACAUUGGGGCAUGGGUUAAAUUACUUGAGGGUCAGCUAAGAAGGGCAUUGCAAUCAAUAAAGUGAAGAUAAGAUCUCUACUAUUUGAUUUCAGGCGAUUCAGUAUAAAUGUUAACUCAGCAAAACUGAGGGAAAGUAAGCAAGCAGAUCUCAGAGCUCUGAGAGGUGAGUUUUAUCCCAUUAGUGGGACAGUUGAGAUUUUCACACUGUUUAGUUGCUGCAAAGCCCUGCAGACUGGAAGUGUAGCAUCUGGUGGUCUCAGCCUGAAUAGAUAGGCCAGCUUCUUCAUUUGCAAAUUGGAGGUGAGGAGUGAGAGAAAGCUAGAAUAGCAGCCUAAGCAUUCCACAUGCUUAGAGGGCAAAGGAAACAAAGGUUCCUGCCUGUUAACGUUGCAAUAGAUGGGCCAGGUAAAUCUAAGAAAAUGCAAAGCAACUCUCAUCCUGCCACCCAGAAAUCAGCACUGUCACAGCUUCUGCGUAUGUUCUUCCAGGGAUAGACUCUUGUAUAAGUAGCUAUACAGACAGGUGCUCUAAAAUUUCUCCCACAACAAUGAAAUUGUAAAUGCAUAUUAUUGUGUGAUACUCUUUUUUCAUAAACAUGUUCUUUAAUAUGUAUUGUAUUUUUAAAAAAACAAAAACCCACAGUCUCCUAUGAUUGGACAUCUAUGUUGUUUGCAUUUUUUCACUACUGUAAAUGACCCUAUGAUGCACAUACUUACAAGUCUUAUUUUCUUAGGGUAAAUUCCUAUAUAUACAAAUACUGGUUCUGUAGCUCUUAUUAGAACUUAUUUUUCCAGGUGGGAGUCAUACGAGUAGGUCUCUGAAUUUCUUUUCCAGAACAGCAACUGAAAGGGUUGUGGGAGACAAGCAGAAUAUCAUGAAUUGAUACCAUUUAGACUCCCUGUGCCAGGAUGGAACGUCUCCCAAAUGCACUUCAUACUUAAAGCUACUCUUCGAGUAGUUCUGUCAUAUUAAACAUUGUUGACUGGUUGUUUCGGCAGCGUCUUCCACCCUCCCCAUUGUAUGCCUGUCAUGGGAUUUGGGGGAAGGAUGACUGACAUCCUUUCCAGCUCUUGGGGAGGGCUUUUUAUUGGGCAUAAUUCCAUCCUCCUUACUUGUGAUUGAGUCCCACUAAGCUCGUGACAGGGGUUGGUCUAAUCACUAGGCCCAGGACUUUGAUCUUGUGAUUGGUGAAGAGGUGUUUGUUCUCCCUCUGAAUGAGCAUGUAGCUCCAGGUGCUGUUAGCAGUCUUCCAGGGACCACGGGGAACCAGCCUUAUGGCACACACCCUCAACUGGGUCCCUGGUGUAUGAACUGCUGGAUCUAGCCUGGCCUGAAGCCGGUUGGCCCUAUUGCUGGACUUGCUAUUUAUUUGUACCAAUACAUUCUCAUUAUUACUUGUGCCACUUUGAGUCA
This is a messenger RNA of Myotis daubentonii (Daubenton's bat), 4609 nucleotides long. RefSeq names its product zinc finger CCHC-type containing 4 (gene ZCCHC4). Gene Ontology annotation, molecular function: zinc ion binding; nucleic acid binding; rRNA (adenine-N6-)-methyltransferase activity. Gene Ontology annotation, biological process: rRNA methylation. Lineage: Eukaryota; Metazoa; Chordata; Mammalia; Chiroptera; Vespertilionidae. Gene Ontology annotation, cellular component: cytoplasm; nucleolus. The record is from RefSeq and is a predicted model, not a curated record.